Alnus glutinosa is the source of this 1028-nucleotide messenger RNA. RefSeq names its product heavy metal-associated isoprenylated plant protein 3-like. Lineage: Eukaryota; Viridiplantae; Streptophyta; Magnoliopsida; Fagales; Betulaceae. The record is from RefSeq and is a predicted model, not a curated record. Gene Ontology annotation, molecular function: metal ion binding. The transcript is spliced from 4 exons. The coding region runs from base 101 to 745 and encodes 214 amino acids.
CUCUUUUACAUAGAACACGCAUUCUCUCUCCCUCUCCUAUAAAUACGGACGCCUUGCGUAUUUUUCUUCCCGUUUCGGUGACGGAACCAAGCAAAUCACAAUGGGCAAGAAGAAGAACAAGAACAACAGCCAGAAUGCAAACGAGAAGGAGAAGGAGAACCCUCCGGUGACAACGGUGAUUUUUAAGCUGGUGCUGCACUGCCUGGGGUGCAUUGACAAGAUUAAGAAGACUGUUGAGAAGGCCAAAGGUGCCCAGAGCUUGGAGAUUGAUAGACAGAAAGAACUGAUGAGAGUGAAGGGUACUAUGGAUGCGAAGGCCCUAGCUCAAAGCCUGAGGAAGAAACUUAAGAGGCAAGUGGAUAUCGUGCUACUAAAGGAGGAGAAAGAAGGGGAGGAGGGCGAGAAGAAGGAUGGUGAUGGCGGCGGUGGUGGGAAGAAGGUUGGAGGUGGAGGAGACGGUGGGCAGGAAGAAGCUAAUGCCAAAGUUGAUCAAGGGAAUAAAAUAAUUAUGGCACCACCCGGGUACGGGAAUAUUGUGUGUGGGAAUGGAUACGGGUACCCCCCUUAUGUGCAUGUGCAUUUGCAUGGGCAUGGGUAUGGGUAUGGGAAUGGGAAUGGAUACGGGUACCCCCCGAAUGGGCAUGGGUAUGGGUAUGGGUAUGGGCAUGGAGGGUUUGUGGGGGAGCACUUGCAUGCCCCGCAAAUGUUCAGCGACGAAAGCCCCAAUGCUUGCUCUAUCAUGUGAAGGAAUUGUUUGGAAGUUGGGAGAUUAUCGUAGAUGAUCAAAGAGAAAUGUCAAUAAAGAGAUAAGCAGAAUAGUACGUACGGGUGGUUUGAAGGCUCGACCCAAAUGGUCUGGCCCGGUUGUUGGACGUACUGGUGGGUGAGGUCCGUGAGGAGUGAAUUGGUAUUUUCUUUUUGUUUAGUCCCAAUAGCUAGUUGGAUACUUGCUUGAAUAUUCGGGAUAUGUUUUUGUUGUUAAUCGGUCAUAUAAUUGAUUUAUAUAUAUAUAUAAUCGAUUCUGAAUA